AUGGAGGGUGACGAUGCUGACGAUGGCACUAUUGCAGUCGGCAAGACAUUGACGGUCCAAGAGAUUGGCGACAUGCGAGUGCGAGACAUUAAACGACGGUUGCAACGAACGCACGGCUAUGGGGCCGACGAAGUGGGUCGCAUGCUAGACAAGCAAGAACUGAUCCACGCAUUGGCAUUUGAAGAACACAAGAUUCGAGAAAAGAAACUGGAUCAACAAAAACGAGUGUUGGUGUGGCGGGGCAUUCUGGCGGCUCUGUUGUCCGUGAGUGUCGCCAUGUGUUGGCCACUCCUCAGUCACGCAUACGAAGUGGCCGCCGUCAAUUUUGUCGUGUAUACGGAUCGCAAACGACUCGAAGUACGACGCUGUAUGGAACUCCAAUCUGCACUUGGGUUACUGGGAAUUGUGUUGAUGUUCCUUGUGGAUGGAUUGUCGGUCUGGUUGUCAGCGUCCAUUCUACUCUCGUGGGUCAUGACAUCCAAAUAUUUCUUUCCCAUGCCCCCACUACCCAUUCAUCCGGCGAAAUUCAUGGGUGGUGAAGUGGCGUCGGGUCCCAUGUCACGAUAUGGAUUCAACGUGGGACCCAUGCUCGUGUCAUGGGGAUUGCGCUUUCUAGGCAGUCAAUUGGAAAAAUGGACGGGGCAAACAUUGGCGGCAGCACAGCGAGAAAUGAAACGAAAAGCACGCGAAAAUGAAACACAGGCAGCCAAAGAGGAACGACGUGCUAGAAAAGCCGCUCGGAGGGCCGCACGAGAAGAAGCGGCGGCGGCAGAUGCUGCAGCGGCACGGCAAAGUGUACCUUCUGCGGCGUUUGGUCAGCCGCCACAAGAGAUGAAUCCUGCAUUUGUCCCUCCUGACCGGCCACCACCGGCAUAUGAUACUAGUCCAGCCUCAGUCGAAGCAUUUCUAGGAGAAGAGUUUACGAACCCACCCGACAAUGGCAAUGGUGAAGAAGGGGAGGAGGAAGAGCCAGUGGUGGAAGGUACUUCUGGAUUGGAUGAUCUGGAUUGA
Messenger RNA from Seminavis robusta, 1011 nucleotides. The record is from the annotation of a GenBank genome assembly. Lineage: Eukaryota; Bacillariophyta; Bacillariophyceae; Naviculales; Naviculaceae.